This is a messenger RNA of Cynoglossus semilaevis (tongue sole), 2032 nucleotides long. Its product is annotated as ATP-binding cassette sub-family G member 2. Bases 78 to 1928 code for a protein of 616 amino acids. Gene Ontology annotation, biological process: transmembrane transport. Gene Ontology annotation, cellular component: plasma membrane. NCBI's taxonomy places the organism in Eukaryota, Metazoa, Chordata, Actinopteri, Pleuronectiformes, Cynoglossidae. The transcript has 15 exons. The record is from RefSeq and is a predicted model, not a curated record. Gene Ontology annotation, molecular function: ABC-type transporter activity; ATP binding; riboflavin transmembrane transporter activity.
AUGGAUCAUCCAUCAACCAUAAAAAGCUGACAUGUGGCUCCACCCUGAGCUUCCACCACAUCCAGUACGAAGUGCUGAUGAAAAGCAACCUCUUCAGAUGGAAAAGCCCUAGUACUAAGAAGAUCCUGGCUGAUCUCAGUGGGAUCAUGAAACCUGGCAUCAAUGCAAUCCUUGGGCCCAGUGGGAGUGGAAAAUCCACAUUCUUAGAUGUUUUAGCUGCAAGAAAAGAUCCUUCAGGUCUCUCUGGAGAGGUUCUCAUUAAUGGUGCACCACAGCCUGAAAACUUCAAGCAUCUCUGUGGCUAUGUGGUCCAAGGAGAAGUGAUCAUGGGCACACUGACUGUGAGGGAGAACCUGUGUUUUUCUGCAGCCCUGAGGUUGCCCAGCUCUCUGCCUCAGAGUGAGAAGAUGGCUCGAGUCGGUCUCCUCAUUGACGAACUGGGACUCACUAAUGUGGCUGACUCAAAGGUGGGCACAGAGAUGAUAAGGGGAAUCUCCGGAGGAGAGAAGAAGAGAACAAUGAUUGGCAUGGAGCUCAUAAAUGAACCAGCAGUUCUCUUUCUGGAUGAACCAACGUCAGGACUGGAUGCCGCCACUGCCAAUUCUGUUCUGGAGUUACUGAGGAGAAUGGCCAAUAAUGGAAAAACCAUCAUUCUGUCCAUCCACCAGCCUCGGUACUCCAUCUACAGAUUCUUUGAUUCUCUGACGCUGCUGGUCAGUGGUAACAUGGUUUACCACGGUCCUGCUCAAAAUGCUUUGGACUACUUUGCCAGCAUUGGCUACUGCUGUGAGCCCCACAACAAUCCAGCUGACUUUUUUCUGGAUGUCAUUCAUGGAAAUUACAUAGGACCAGCCAUGACUAAAGACCAAUGUUCUGAAGACGGUCAGCAGCUCAGCGGCUCCAGGCAGAGCGUUGAGGAGCAUCUGAUCGAGGAGUACCGCAGGUGCAGCUACUACAGUGACAGACAGGUGGACCUGGAACGUAUCGUGAAGAAAAAGGAGUUUAUAUCGUGUUUGAAAUCCCACUCACGCUCGCCCUACAACAGUUCCUUCUGCCAACAGCUGAACUCGGUACUGAAAAGAACCUUCAAGAACAUCCUCAUAAACCCACAGUCUUUCGUUUCUGAGGUGACCAUAAGCAUUUUACUAGCACUUAUUGUCGGAGCCAUUUUCUUUGGAGUCAAAGACGACCAGAGUGGAAUCCAAAACAGGAUGGGUGCGAUCUUCUUCAUCACUACCAACCAGUGUUUUGCCACCAUUUCUUCUGCUGAGCUCUUCAUAGCUGAGAGGAAACUGUUUGUACAUGAGUACAUCAGUGGAUACUACCGGGCAUCGGUCUACUUCCUGUCCAAGGUCUUGGCUGAAAUCCUUCUGCGUAGCAUCACCUCUACGAUCUUCUGCUGCAUUGUCUAUUUUGUAAUUGGCCUUAAAUUCACCACAGCAGCCUUUCUGAUCUUCGUGCUGACAGUGACCCUGAUGACCUGCACCGCCUCAGCCAUGAACAUGGCCAUCUCAGCCAAUCAGACGGUGGUGGCCGUGGCCACGAUCUACAUGACCCUCUGCUUCAUCUUAAUGAUGAUUUUUUCAGGGCUCCUGGUCUACUUACCCGGCGUUGUGAGUUGGCUGGCUUGGCUGAAAUACCUGAGUAUUCCUCGAUAUGGAACAGCAGCCUUGAAUGUGAAUGAGUUUGUGGGUUUGAAGUUCUGUGAUGAGGCUUUGAUUCAAGGUUUCAACAAGUCCGUGAACCUGACCGACUGCAGUGUGAACACAAACAACCUGAUAUGUACAGGGGAGCAGCACCUGCAGUACCUGGAGGUGGACUACAGCAGCUGGGGACUGUGGCAGAACCACGUGGCUCUGAUCCUCAUGUCCAGCAUUUUCUUCACCAUCUCCUACCUGAAGCUGCGUUACAUCAAGAAGUUCACCUAGAACUUUAGUUCUGAAUGCACCGUUUUGUGACUGGACACAAUUCAACAUUUGUGUAAUGUAUUCCUGAACUGAUAAGGCGAUUUUUUUAUCUGUUAACUAAUGAG